AUGGUUUCCGCUGCAGUUUUGGGAGCAGCAACUGGAACAGGAUUGGCUUUGGUGGUUGCCGUUACUAUUGUUGUUUAUCGAUAUUAUUCGGUAAAACGAUUAAGUAAAUAUUGGAGCACGCUUGAUCGUUGGCCUGAACCACCAUCCAACAAUAGUACUUCAUCAAUAAAAAUUCACCCUUAUAUGUGCUUGAUUGUUGGAGAAAAACUCAUCGCAAUUAUUAUGCAGUUCAAUCUCAGCGGUGGAAGCGGUGGAAGCGGUGGAAGCGGUGCAAGUGGAAAUAAAGGUGAUAAAAAUUCUAGCAAUAGUUCUGGAAGUAGAAUAGGAAUGGUUACUGGGGUUGCAAUAAUACGAGAUCGUUGGGUCCAGAGGGGCUCUCCCUCACGAUCACCCCUUUCUUCAGUAACAACCACUGACAGCGCUGACAGCACAACUAGUUCCGAGGAAUUUAAUGUUGCAAAGGAACAUCACGCAAUUCAACCCUCACCAUCAUCUACUGGGGCUGACGGUGGUUCAGGCUUACCACACCAAAGUCGAAGUUAUUCAAGCAGCGGAGCGUCAAUUCAAGGUCCGGGGGGUAGAAUUCUCGUUAGAAAUCCCUCAGUAAGCUCACAAAGUUCAUUAGAAGGGGCCACUACUACUGGUACCGCAUCUGGGUCAUCAACUCACCGUGGAUCAUCACCACAAAUUCGAGCUUUUGGCCCUGAUGGCCGACAUCAUCAUGAUUUGGUUCAUCCAUCAUCUUCAUAUCCACCCAGCAGGAGCUCAAGGUCACCAUCACCAGCACGGGCAUCCUCAUUAGAUGCUAGAUGCGGAACUCCAACAAACUGUACAGGAAGUACUCAAACUGGAGUAGCUUCACCAUCCCAAAACUCUUUAUCAUCUUUAGGAGCAUUAGUAACCGCAACAAGUACAUCUACAGGCAUAGUACCACCAACAAAACCAGCAAGUCGAUGUCUUUCACCUCUUUUAAUUCCGCCACCUAGAACAUCAAUAAGUGAUGGUAGCCCAGCACCUCCAGCUUCUCCCUUGGGAUCUCUCCAGCCAGAUCUUUAUCUGCGCCGUGAUGGUCCACUUUUUUUAAGUGCUCGGAGAACUGGAAAAUGUAUGGGUCGUCUUCACUUACGUUUAAGUUAUGAUUUUGAUAAAUCAGAUCUACAUGUUCAUCUGAUAGAAGCGCACGAUCUUGCUGGAACGGAUCAAGGAGGGUUUAACGAUCCUUUUGUUAAACUUACCCUCAGUCCGGAGGUUGAUAAUAGAAAGCGACAAACUCAUAUCCAUAGAAAUGAUCCAAAUCCAUUUUUUGAUCAACAUUUUAGAUUUCCUGUUAGUUAUGAUGAACUAAAAGAAAAAACUUUAUUACUUCAGGUAUUUGACUAUGAUCGUUAUUCACGAAAUGAUGUUGUUGGUUCGGUAAGAGUUGCCAUGGAAGAACUUGAACUUGUUUCAUCCACCUCACCUGUCGAAGUUUGGGGCGAGAUAGCUCGUGAAAAGAAAGCGCCUGAGGAUAUACAACAAGUUCUUGUCUCUCUGUCUUAUUUACCAAGCGCUGAAAGACUUACAGUGAUGAUACUUAAAGCAAGAAAUUUAUUUCCACCCCAGGUUCCACUUUUUUAUUUUUAUUUCUUUACUAUGUCAUACUACAUUUCUUGGGUCCAAUUGUCCGCUUACGCUGCUGUGUGUGUCAGAGUACAUUCAGAAUAA
This is a messenger RNA of Cotesia congregata, 1704 nucleotides long. Lineage: Eukaryota; Metazoa; Arthropoda; Insecta; Hymenoptera; Braconidae. The record is from the annotation of a GenBank genome assembly.